CCGCGCCGCGGCACGUGCAGCCGCUGCUCGGCCCCGCGGGCUUGGACCAUGCUCAAGAUCCUCACCAAAAAGCUCAGGAACCAGAGUUUGAAUGAAAUCCAGCCGUUCCAGCUCAAGAUCUCCUACCCCCCAAGUGAUGAGGACAGCGACGACUCUGAGGGAGAGAACCAGGAACUUGCUCAGAUUGACAGAGAAAGAAGACGGAAUUGUACCUUGACCCCUCUGGCCACCAACCAGCUUCAGAACCAAGAGAAUCAAUGCUGCAAGGUUCGGGCUCUUCUUCACGCCAGCCUGGAUCGCCACAGCUCGGAAGAGGAGCUGGAGCGCAUCAACCGGGAGUUCGCCGCGGAGAAGCGGAAGUGGUCACAGGUGAGCAGGCUCGCCUGCUGCAGCGACAGCAACAACACGUCCUCCAGCGACGACGAGGUGAAGAACUUGUGCGCCAUGUCCUUCCGGCCCGUGGCCGAGCAGGCGGACAGCCUGCACACGAGCCCGAGCCCCGUGCUCUUCAGUGCCUCCCCUCCUAAGAGACUGCAGCCCCUGGGGCGCAACGCAGCCUCCAGACCUUUAAUCUUCACGAGCGUCGGGGCGGGCUUUGAGCAAGUCAUGCCUUGUAAGAGACACCGCCAAGGAUAUGGGGAUAAGGUCAGCAGGCCCAGCCUGGACCUGGAAAAAAUGCAGCAGAAGAUGCUGCUCAAGAAGAAUUGUGGAGCGAAGACUAGAGUUAUUAAAAUUCGUAGCAUCAAUGGAGGCCGCCCACCACCCCACUUUGUGUACGAUCCGUCCACCUUUGCCUUCCGUUCCCUCAGCACCUUGAAGCCGCUGAGCCCGAUAGCUCCAGUGGAAGAACCGUCAUGUGCCUACUGAAGGAGUUUCUCCAAAAACCUCAGGAACUGUCAACCAGCUGCCUGCCUGGCAGGGAGAAGGGGAAGGGAGUGAUGUCUGAGGGGAUGGGUGGGGGGAGAAAGGGACUGUGGAGUGUCUUUGCAAUACAACCUUUCUGGCAGCAGGAAACAGCUCUGCAGCAGUGCCUGGUUUCCUACUAUCGCCACAUCUGUGUGGUGGCAAAUGGAGAGAUUUGUCUUUCAGGGCAAAAAGAGCUUGUUAAGUUCACCAACCACACAGGGGCCAUCAAGGCAAUGACAUGUGGAUGUGRUAGUUGAAGAUAUUCCUGGGAGGUCCGGUGGCUAUCGUGGCCUACAUGGCAGGAGUGAUAAGGAGUCAGGUUGUGAAAGCAAGUCCAGUUGGUUUCCCAGGAGCCUACAGUGGCCUACAAUGGUUUGCUAUAGACCAAACCUUUCUACUUAAAAAUGAUCUCAGGAUUGCAGACAGAUGUUAGACAGGUCAGCUUGGAAAGCAAGGAGGGCUCCUCUUUCAGAUUGCUAAAAUUGCAUUCACUUUAAGCUCUCUUGAGUGGGAGACACUGGGAGAUGGAGGUGGAGAGGGUAACUGGCAGAUCUGAAGGUGUAUGUCCCAGUUGGUGUGCUGACAACUCACUGAUCUCAUCUAAAAAUGGAUUGAAAUGAGAGGCACAAGCAAAUGAAGGCUGUACAUUCGACUACCCAAGGAAACACAGCACCCAUCUUCAGUCCUUCCACAGCAAUAUCAGUGAGAAUGAGUGGGGGUGACGGUGUGCUUUUGGGUCUCAUCUCCGCUGAGGCUGGCUCUUCUAGGAUAUGGAAUACUUUUCCAUAACAUUAUCCAUAAACCCUGCUGUCCAUAGAUGAUGGUGAUUGUAGCUGGCAUCACCAGACUCAGUCAAAAUGAAAGUAUCUGGAGGGCCUUUUACCCCUGUGUUAUACUGGCUGUUAAACUCAGAUCAACCCGCACUGGAGCAAGCAUGGGGAGAUGUAGCAUGCAGUGGGAGAAUGGAGUCGCUGACUUGAAGCGGACCUGUAGACAUCUGUUGAUAAAAGAAGCACAAGGAAAAUUUGGAUGGUGCUGCGGGCCGCUUUCCUCAUAGACACAGUCCUAGAGCUGUUAGGACCAUGCUAGGCCCCGCUGGAAUUUGAUUGGGUUCUGGCCUUGAGACACAUGCACGCUUGGUACUACAGGGCAGCAGUGAGUGGGAGAAGUUCUCAGCUCUCCUGGUGAGGCAGAGGAACGAGGCAUUUCCCCCUGCUGCCCCUGAUCAGUCCUUGUUGCCAGUCCCCGGUGAAGACAGUAGUCUCUUCCUCUAGGCAUUCCCCACUGUGAGCCUGUAUCUGGCUGGGUACAGGGGGUAGCAACUAGCUUACYGCUUGUCUGAAUCAAGGGGAGAAACUGUGAGUAAUAGGAAUCAAUUUUAUUUUUAAAUAUGCUCCGCUGUGCAGGUCUUUGAUGCCAGUCUUUGGAUGAGACCAGCCGUCACUCCAGCUCCUAGCAGGGCAGUCACACAGACAUUUGUAUCUGGUACUUUCUGGGCCCUUCAUCGAGACCCUCGGGGAAAGGCCCAAAGACGUACAGGCCUGGGAAGCCGAAUCCCCAGCCCGGCCCUGCUCGCUCCCUUCAGGCAAGCUGUCACUCACCCCUGCCACCACUCCUUCCAUGACACAAGCGGAGCUGAGGGGCAAGGCAGUGAGGGGACACAUGCAGUCCUGAUGCUGCCCCGACCCUGCCUGCCCUGUGGCUACAGAUCCUCACAGCUGUGCAUGCCCUGCACCAGCACCGCCUCAGGGGCUGCUCUGGUUUGGUGGUAGGUGCCUCUGGCAAAGCCUCUGAGAGUCCUUGCAGAAUUCACUUCCUCCAAAACAGAGCUGAUUCCUUUCUCCCGCCCCUGUAGAGACUCUGCUUAUCUCAUUUUGAUGACACACCUCAGCUUUUUAACUGCUGCCAGAUCAAACUGACCACUGCAGGACAGGAGCUGUUACCUCCGUGGACCAAACCUUUGUGCUGAAGAGAAGGGACAGCUGCUGGUACCCAUCUUGUGAGAUGGCUCGARUGACAGCAACCAGCCUCUUGCUGGUGCUCUCAGGCU
Molecule: messenger RNA, 2956 nt
Organism: Nothoprocta perdicaria
Lineage: Eukaryota; Metazoa; Chordata; Aves; Tinamiformes; Tinamidae
Exons: 5
Coding region: 49-867 (272 amino acids)
Source: RefSeq, a predicted model, not a curated record